This is a messenger RNA of Jatropha curcas, 2988 nucleotides long. RefSeq names its product putative cyclic nucleotide-gated ion channel 20, chloroplastic. Gene Ontology annotation, biological process: monoatomic ion transport; transmembrane transport. Gene Ontology annotation, molecular function: monoatomic ion channel activity. Gene Ontology annotation, cellular component: membrane. The record is from RefSeq and is a predicted model, not a curated record. Lineage: Eukaryota; Viridiplantae; Streptophyta; Magnoliopsida; Malpighiales; Euphorbiaceae.
UUCCCUCUCUUUUCCUGCUGAUUGCUAGGCGUGUUAUAAAGUGCGACUAUACUCCUCUCUUUUCUUUUGAUUGACACAGCACUAUGAUUGUUAGAGUAGAAAAAUGGUUAUUAUCAAAAUAUUAGUUUAUUUUAUACCUCUCAAAAAUAUGAAGUUGAGCAAAUGGGUCAGUCUCCUUGACAGCAAUUGCCAGGAAGCACGGUCUUGUAGUCUUCGGGUUCUCUCUUCCAGCUAUUUUUUUUAAGAAUCUAAGUCGUUGACUGCUGGAUGGAGAUUGGCUUGCUACGCUACAUAGUCUUAAGUUACAGCGUUCACUUUAGGACAUGGCUGGUUGUGAUAAAGAUGUGAUACCAAUGCUAUAAAAUCACACUUACAUUUCUUUGGCGAAAAUGAGCAAUUAUCAGUCACAGAGAUCUUUAUCCCAGAAUCCAAGCGUGUCAAUUUCUAUUCCUAUGAAUUACACGGAGUUCUCUGAAACUGAAGUCAGGAAUGGAGGCUAUACUGACAGAUUGCAUAGUGAAAGUAGUUCACUUUACGUCAGCAGAAUACCUGAAAUUCUUUCUCAGCCAAAUCAUGGUGUGUCGCGCAGAAAAGCAUCCAGAGCAGAAACAUUUCUUUCUUUUGACGGAACGGAUCAAAAUUAUUGGAUUAAUGAUAAGUACAGUGGCGAAAAUGAACACUUACUAAGGUCUGGACUAUUGGGGAUGUGUAAUGAUCCUUACUGCACUACAUGUCCAACAUAUUACAACUUCAAAGCUAGACAUCAGAGAGCUUUUGCUAUAUUUGAUACCAAGUUCCAUAAUCCUUUGUUUGGGGAUGCAAGAGGAUGGGCUCGGAGAACUAUUUCUUUUUUGAGAUCAUCUAUUCCUGGAGUCAUGAAUCCACAUACUAAAAUUGUCCAAUGGUGGAACAAAUUUUUCCUUAUUAGUUGCUUGGUGGCAAUUUUUAUAGAUCCAUUGUUUUUCUUCAUGCUAUCUGUGCAACAGGGUGAUAAGUGCAUAGGUAUUAACUGGUCUAUGACAGCUGCAAUUUUGGUACUUAGGAGCAUCGCUGAUUUCUUAUAUUUAGUGAACAUACUUCUUCAGUUUAGGUUGGCUUAUGUAGCUCCUAAGCCUACAAUGAUUGGUGCUGUCGUAUUAAUUGAUGAUCCAAAGAAAAUUGCUUUGCACUAUCUCUGUGGAUAUUUUUUUGUUGACUUCUUUGUUGUAUUACCACUUCCUCAAAUUAUUAUAUUAUUGGUCCGACCAAGAGCCUUGGGAAUGGCAUCAUCUGGAGCAGAUUAUUCCAAAAAUCUCUUGUGUGCAGCAAUUGUCAUCCAAUACAUUCCCAGGUUGAUUAGGUUCUUCCCUUUUCUCGGCAAGUCUCGGAUGGGCUUCUUAUUUGAAACAGCAUGGGCAAACUUCUCUAUAAAUCUUCUCCCCUUUCUGUUGUCAGGCCAUGUUGUUGGGUCAGGCUGGUACCUCUCUGGGUUACAGAGGGUUAAUCAUUGUCUUCACAAUGCCUGCUACAAUGCUGAUGUCAAGGAGAACUGCAUGAGUUUCUUAGACUGCGGAAAGGGAAGCGCUAUUAGACAAUUUGAUUCUGACCAGACAUGGUAUGGCUGGAAAUAUAACGAGAAUGCUAGUGCUUGUUUUACAGAAGGUGGUUUUCGUUAUGGAAUCUUUACCAAAGCUGUCAACCUAACCACUGAACACAGCUUUAGCACUAGAUAUCUAUAUUCACUGUUUUGGGGCUUCCAGCAAAUCAGCACUCUUGCUGGAAACCAGACACCAGGCUAUAAUGUUUGGGAGGUUGUCUUUACAAUGGGUAUAAUUGGACUUAGCCUUCUGCUCUUUGCUAAAUUCAUAGGAAAUAUGCAGAACUUCUUCCAGGCUCUUUGUCAGAGGAGGUUAGAAAUGUCAAUUAGGCAACGGGAUCUUGAGCAGUGGAUGAACCAUCGACGCUUGCCACAAGAACUAAGAAGCGAAGUACUAGAAGCUGAACGAUAUAUUUGGGCUGCCACCAGAGGAGUGAAUGAAGAAAUGAUUUUAGAGAAUUUCUCUGACAGUUUGCAGCGGAAGAUAAGAAGACACCUUUUUAAAUCUGUUAAGAAAGUUUGGAUUUUUUCUCUGGUGGAGGAUGAUGUAUUUGAUUCUGUAUGUGAGAGACUGAGGCCAGAAAUACACAUCACAGGAAGUGAAAUUUUUUAUCAUGGUGGUCGGGUUGACAAGAUGGUUUUUAUCGUUCGUGGGAAAUUGGAAAGCACAGGAGAAGAUGGGAGCAAAGCCCCCUUAUAUGAUGGGGAUGUUUGUGGAGAGGAACUUCUUGCAUGGUGUCUUGAGUUCAGAGGUGGAAAAAGAACUCUGCGUAGCUUCAGGACAAUAAAAUGCUUGACGCAUGUAGAAGCAUUUUCACUUCGAGCUGCAGACCUUGAAGAAGUCACCCAGCGUUUUGCAAGAAACUUCCGAAAUCCACGUGUUCAAGGAGCCAUGAGGUACCAAUCACCCUAUUGGAGAGCUCGUGCAGCGUCAACCAUUCAAGUUGCAUGGAAAUAUAGACAAAAGCGUCUCAAGUAUUUCAAUAAAUCUCUUUCAAAUCGCUCUUUGAACUAUUGAAUUAUGCAACAGAGGGCCCUUGAUUCUGCUUCUGCUUGUGUUUACCUAAAUUUUCAUUCAAUUUACUCUCUUUUAAUAAAAUUAUCCAAGUAUUGAAUUGUCGCGUACAAUUAAUAUUUAGGAUCUCAAGAUGAAGCAAAUUAUUAAUAGAGGUCGUGAGUCAGCAGACUAUCUACUUGAUGAACAAGUAUCGCUUCCGCUUGCUUGUGACGAUGUUUGCCCUGCUUUUGAGGUGCAUGGUUGUUUAAGACAUCCUUAUCCAUCUUGAAGAAGUUAUUUCCGUAUGCUUUGUUUGGAUGUGUAUAAAAUAUGGGUGGAUGUAACAUAGGAGGUGAAAAUGUCUUGAGAUUUUCAAAAUUUUUUAUUUGGUUUGGAUGAAAAUAUUUAUUUUACA